AUGGCAGAAUAUAAUAAGGAAAGAUUUGUUCAAAGCAUAAAGUCGAUAGGCAAAAGGCCGGGUGUAACUACAUCAACGUCAUCGUUAUCAGCGAUUCCAUCCUUUUCAGCAAUGACAUCCAAUCUAAUGACAUCUCCUUUAUCUUUUUCAUUGUCGUCACCAAUUGGCACAUCGACUCUAUCUUCAUCCACCUCGACUCUACUCUCUAGUAAUAAUAGAGUUGGUAGAUCUUCCUUUGACGACAGUGAUGAUGACAAUGAUGGUAUCGUAAUGUCUACUAGUUAUAGCAACAUUAUCAGCCCAAUGAAAACUACCACACCAUCUUCAUCUUUAUCUUCAUCUUAUUCAUCUACUUUUAAUAAUGGUAAUCAAUCAAAUGGUAAUAAUAAUAAUAAUAAUAAUAGUAUUCUAAAGAAAAGAAACUUUUCAUUUAUUACUUUGGAUUCUGAAUCAUCAUUGCGUUAUCCAUCUCCUGUAGUUUGGAAUUCCAAUGAACCGACAAUUAAUCAUGAUCUACCAACCCAAUCCAACGGAUCAUCACCUCCACAGAUUGACAAUACUAUUAUUACUACUAGUACUACUACCCAUCCCAUGGCAAGUAAAGCACGUGAGCCAUUGUAUCCAACAUCUACGGGAGGAGGAGGUGGAUUAACAUCUGGUGCGAUUGUCUAUCCUCCAGGACACCAGUCAACGUUAGAAAUUGAUGAAUCAUCAGAGCCUGUUUCAUCAAGCUUAACAUCACCUUCACAAAAAGAAUAUGAAAAGAUACAACAAUACAUUAGAAAGAGAAGGCAAAAGGAUGAAGAACGAAAAAGAAAGAAUGAAUUGAAAUCAAACUCUCACAAUAAUAAUAAUAAUAAUAAUAAUAAUAAUAAUAAUAAUAACAAUAGUAACAACUCUUCCGAUUCAUAUAUUAGUCCUAGAGAUGGUCCAUCAAUACCUACAUCUUCAUCAUCACCACCUUUGGCAACUACCACUACCACAAUGGCAAUGGCAACAACAACAACCACCACCACUACUACUACAACUGAACAACAACAACAAUAUUUAUUAAACUCUAAUAAUAAUAAUCAAAAUAAUAAUAAUAAUAAUAAUAAUAGUAAUGAUGAAUCAUCAUUGAUAUAUGAACAAUCAAGAGUUGUCGUCAACCUCGAGGCCGACCGUCUCAAGUGGGGUCGCUCCAACCUCAUGACACUGUUUAUCGUCGAGACAGAGACUGGCAAGAUCUUCAAAACCAUCCAACAGAGCGAGUUUGAGCGCGGCACCCAAAUGAAAAAGUCAGCGUUUAUCAAACUCGAGCGAACCUACCUCAGUGGCGCAUUCGACAUGUACAUAAAAUACACAGAGUCUAAAAACUCUAAAAACGCCCUCGAAAGCACCACCUGCUCUUUCCUCGUUCAUCCAAGUCGCGCCGAACUACUCUCAUUACCACGUUGCCCCAUUCCACGAUUCGAAGUGGGAGGAAUCAAUCUCAAAGAACUAAGACCACACAAUCCACCCGUUAUGGCACCUGCAUCAUUGAAACAAUCAAACAGUCGAUCUAGACUAUCGACAUCGCAACCCUCAACACCUUCCUUUGUCACACCACCCCAUUCCUCAAUGUUAUCGGCAUCGACAGCAUCCACUACUACUACAGCCUAUUCAAAUCCAUCAAUGUUUUCGUCACCACCUCUUUCACCACAAUCACCUCCUGGUUUAGUCAAUAACAACAAAAAAAACAACAAAAAUGGCGCCCACAUUUCUACUUCAUCUUCAUCUUCAUCUCCAUCACUUAGUAAAAGUUGUGAAACUCUUAUUACUUUUAAUCCAAAUGUAAAUAAUAAUCAAAAUAAUCAAAACUAUUUAUUCUAUAAUCAAAACAAAAAUAAUAAUCAAAAUAAUAAGAUAACACUUGACGAUAUUGUUGAAAGUAUUGGAGAAGAUAAUGAUGGAGAUCAUUAUAUAGUGAUGGAAAAUUGUUUGACAAUGGAUAUUGUAGCCAAAAUCAAUCCUGUACAGGAUUCAUUAUCUAUUUUUCGCGAUGAAAAUUCGUUUGAUCUAGAACAAACCAAGACCAUUGCACAAGCAAGUUCAUUUAGAUUCUGCAUUGGAGAUAAGCCUUUUGCAAAUAUACAGUGCUUUAUUCGUUCUCCAGUGUCAUCCAAACACUUUCAUCUUCUUUUUGAAAGAAGGGAUUUUGCUGCUGGACACAAACUCAAGGUUGUUUUAAAAUAUUGGUAUGAAUGUGAACAAUCUAUUUUCUAUAAUGAUCAAUUUGUAAUUGUACCUCCACCAAAUGACGAAAAUAAUAAUAUUAAUAAUAAUAAUGAUAAAAAUAAUAAUGAUAACAAUAGUAAUAAUAAUAAUAAUAAUAAUGACAACAAAAAUGAAAAUGAUAAUGGAAAAGUUAGCAAGAAUACCCAAACCUUUGCAACAUUUAGAGUCAAUUUUUAUGGUGAUUCAGUCAAUAUCAAAUGCCCUACCGAUAUUGAAUACCAUGGUUUACUUGAAAAGAUCAAAAAAAACUUUAGUCUAGACCCUACAGCCCAUCUUUCAAUUACCAUUUUCCAAAACGACAAAUUCAUUGCACUCACUGAACACAAUUUAGAAAUAGCCUUAUCCUUUAAUAAUUAUACUUUACAAUUAUUUGUUAAAGAUGAAACCAAUUUUGCUUCUUAUCCAAAACCAAAUCAAACAAAACCAAAACCUGUUGUAGUUGAAGAUAAUUAA
Molecule: messenger RNA, 2709 nt
Organism: Cavenderia fasciculata
Lineage: Eukaryota; Evosea; Eumycetozoa; Acytosteliales; Cavenderiaceae
Exons: 3
Coding region: 1-2709 (902 amino acids)
Source: RefSeq, a predicted model, not a curated record